Messenger RNA from Rhizopus microsporus ATCC 52813, 1488 nucleotides. RefSeq lists its product as uncharacterized. The transcript is spliced from 2 exons. NCBI's taxonomy places the organism in Eukaryota, Fungi, Mucoromycota, Mucoromycetes, Mucorales, Rhizopodaceae. Gene Ontology annotation, molecular function: mRNA binding. The coding region runs from base 17 to 1333 and encodes 438 amino acids. The record is from RefSeq and is a predicted model, not a curated record.
UUUUUCUGUUCUGUCAAUGAUGAUCAGCGAGCCAACACCGUUUUCACAUUCCUUCAAUUUUAACGACAUUCAACGAGUUCAUCCCCUGUCUUCAUCUCCACAAUACUCAAAUACACUUUCUUCUAUUCAACAAACAACCUCUUCAGACGAUGUAACUACGAUAUUUGUAGUAGGGUUCCCCGAAGAUAUGGCCGAACGAGAAUUUCAGAACAUGUUUACUUUCUGUCCUGGCUUUGAAGCUGCUUCAUUAAAAUGGCAUUGUAAGGAUCAAGAUGAUGAUACGGGUGUACCAUCCAAUGGUGGAAAGAAGCAAAUGAUUGGUUUUGCUAGGUUUCGAACCCGCUUGGAAGCUCUUGAGUCGAUUGAAGUAUUGAGUGGUAGAAAAGUAGAUCAGGAAAAAGGUUCUGUCCUUAAGGCUGAGAUGGCAAAAAAGAAUUUGCAUAUUAAACGAGGUUCAGCUACGAAUCAACAAUUACCGGUGACUACAACUCCUACGUCUACCUCAUCCUCUACCUCAACAACUGCAAACAGUGCUAAUGUACUGUCAUCUACCAAUGGGGAUGUGAAACCAACUACGCAGCCAAGACGCACUAUCUUUGAUAACAAUUUUGCUCCACCUUUGCCCAGUGAUUUGCUUCAAGAUCUCAAACAUGAUUUGUUCAGCGAUCCAAUUUCUUCACCUUCACCUACAUAUAAUGAUUCCCUCUUUGACAUUCGCUCACAAUCAUUUGACCAGGACCUAGGAUACAUCUCGCGCUAUGGGCUAUCUUCACUUCAUCAACAGCAUCAGCAUAUUCAACAGCAUCAACAACAGCACAUUAGACUUAAAUUCAUGAAUGACACAGAAAUAGACACUUUGCACUACCUUUCUAAAUCAACUCCACUUAUCAACAAUAACAAUAGCAAUAAUAAUAAUGACUUACCAUCUCGUAUGGGAUCCUUAUCCAUCCAAAGAACACCUAAUCCAGCUGAUCAGAACCCCCCUUGCAAUACACUCUACGUUGGAAACUUGCCUCCAAAUACAAGUGAAGAUGAAUUGAGAAAACUCUUUUCAAACAGGAAAGGAUACCGUCGAAUGUGCUUCCGCACGAAGUCCCAAGGCCCCAUGUGCUUUGUCGAAUUCGAAGACAUCAUGUAUGCCUCUCAAGCUUUGAAUGAACUGCAAGGAUACGCAUUAACAAAUUCAGUCAAGGGCGGCAUUCGAUUGUCAUAUAGCAAGAAUCCAUUGUUCAUCAAACCCAACAAGGAGAAUGGAGUGAUGAGCUUUAAGCAACUGGGUAAUGCUCUGAUGAAUGAUAAUAGGAGAGAUUUUAUGUUUGAUCCUCAAUUGUAAUUUUUUGAUGCAUUCUAUCUUUCUCUGUCGACACCAUGUUUUGUUAUAAUUAUAUACGCAAUCUCUUUUUCAUUCUUAGACACAGCACACACACAUAUAUACAACAUUUACAACAUUCACAAUCUAAAAUAUAUUUUCAUUAAUAUCUAGCAAAU